UUCCAUUCUGUGUCUGGAGCCUGGCGCCUGAGCCCGCCUUCUUGAAGCGAAAGAGGGACAGAAGGCCGGGCUGAGCGCUUUCCCUCGCUUUCCCUUCUAUCUUUUCGCUUCUUCCCCUUCCUUCCUUCCUUCUUUCCUUCUUUCUUCUCCGAAGAUGGCCGGGCAAGGCAGCGGCGAGGCUCCCAACCCAGCAGAGGCGCCGGGACGCAUCAGUGGCCGAGGGGUCGUGAUUUCAGAUGAUUGGCCAGGAUAUAGUUUGGAUCUGUUUACAUAUCCACAACACUACUAUGGAGAUCUUGACUAUGUGCUCAUACCACAUGGGAUCAUUGUUGACAGCUACCAGUCUCUUGGCCAGAGCAAUAGGAGAAAAAUACAUAAGAAAAUCCAGUCCUGCUAUAGGAUAGAACGUUUGGCCAAAGAUAUCAUGCAAGACAUUGGAUACAAUGACAUUGUGGUUCUCUGUGUGCUUAAAGGUGGCUACAAAUUCUGUGCCGAUCUUGUGGAGCAUAUUAAGAAUCUCAGUAGAAAUUCAGAACGGUUCAUCUCCAUGAAAGUUGAUUUUGUCAGACUGAAAAGUUAUCGUAAUGAUCAAUCCAUGCAAGAUACGCAAAUCAUUGGAGGGGAUGACUUUUCAAAGCUGUCUGGAAAGAACGUGUUAAUUGUGGAGGAUAUCAUUGGAACUGGAAGGACAAUGAGAGCCCUCCUAAAUAAUAUAGAAAAAUGCGAGCCUAGAAUGGUUAAGGUGGCAAGUUUGCUGCUGAAGAGAACAUCUCAACCUGAUGGGUACAGACCUGACUAUUAUGGAUUUGAAAUUCCAAAUUUAUUUGUGGUAGGCUAUGCCUUAGACUACAAUGAGUACUUCAGAGAUCUAAAUCACAUAUGUGUUAUCAAUAACCACGGGAAAGCCAAAUACAGAGUCUAAAGUAGAAGUGGUUGGCUUGAACUGAAAGUCUGGAUGGCCCACUUGAAACAUCUCUGGAAGAGCUAUACAGUUGACAUCCAUCCCCUCCUGCCUGGACUAAUAACUGACAUCCUCUUCCCAAGAAGGACUUCCUCAGAUUUUGUUAUAGUGGCUUCGCUCACAUCUAUGAACAUUCUAGGUUUAACAUUCUAGGAGCAAGAGGAAGACAGAGAAGUCCUUAUUUUUCUUCAAAUAAUUAUGUUAAAAACACAGAAGGUUGUUUCUUUAUCCCAUGAACCCACAUAAUAAGCACGUUUGUGAACUGAGAGUACAACAGCAGUGUUGUCCAAAUCCUUCCCAAAGAUUCAUAGCUUUGUGGGUUCUUUGUAGGACUUGAUGCAUCCUGAUAGUGAAAUUUGUUAGCUGUUUCAAAUACAUUCCAAUGCCUUCAUUUCAGUAUUUCUUCAAAGCCCUAUGAAGUAGGUUAGGCUGACUGUUUCAAAGCACCCAGUGAGCUUCAUACUGAUACCUUUGAACCAUUACUUUUUGUUCAGCGAAUUAAUUAUACAAUCUGUCCACCAAGACCUUUCACUCAGAAGAAGCAAUUCCCAAUAAGUAUUAUCUCACCCAAGGAAGCCAUCCAGCAGUUUUUAUUUCUCCAAGAUUUUUCUCUGUUUCGCUUACUGACUGGACUUUUGAAGCAGAUUGUGAACAGAUUACAUGAAAUAUGCUUCAGUUUCAUCAAGAGUGCACUGGUUUCUACAUUCCUCAGUCUCUCAUCACUUGCCAUAAAAUUUAAUGCUGCUAGAGACACAAAGAGCCUAUUGUAAAUGGUCCUUCUGUGAUCCCAUUUCCUGCCACAUCGAGCCCAUGAAGUAAGAUGGGCUGACCAAUAGAGAUCCAACCAUUGAGCAUCAUUUGAGAGCGGAAUUAAACCCAGAUCUCCCUGGUCCAGCAUUCUGAAUACUGUAACCUGAGAUUUGAACCCAGGUGUCCCCAGUCCUAGUCCAAGCUACCUGUUUUUCUUCUGUCCAUUCUUUGCUUCUACUCAUGCUUUCCUGAAACAAGUGAUAGUGUUUUUUAGGAAGCCACUCUUCACAAAUCUUUGCCAACAUUUAAUUUAAUCAUUCAAGGGGAGAUGAUGAUGGGCAUUUUCAGUUGUAUAUAUUAAAGUCACUUUUAUUUGGAAUUAACACAAUGCCAGCUAAGUUUGGGCUCCUAACGCGCACCUUUCAUUAGUGUAUAACAUAAGAAAACCAUAGAUUUGACAUACUCAAAAUUCAAACUUUUACAAGAAUGCAUAUUUUCGUGAGUAAAAUCUAUCAAGCACACUAGUUUGAUACAUUGUGUCUCUCCCUUAAUCUUGUUUUUCAAAAGCAAUAAUAAAUGGGCAAGGGAUAGAGAAAAAUCAGAAGUCAGAAGAGUUAUUUAUUUGGAUUGUAGAACCAGUGGCCCUGCUGGCUUUAGGAUUCUCAGAGUUGUACUCCAGAAAAUGUCUGUUUCAAGUUCUGACAAAAAUAUAUUUUGCUGUAAAGAUGGGAGAUAAUUUAUGGCAAAAAUGAAACAGCAAGGAAAGCAUCUUAAAUAUUGCUGACUUGGGAAGCUUCCUGUUUUCUUUGCCACCAUCUGCAAGAUAAUUUUGCCUCAUUUACCUUCUGAACUGAUUUGAAUAAGGUCAUUAUGUGCUAUAUACAAACUGCUCUCAAUAACUUCCUGAAGGAAGCCAGUGGGAAAAACAAAAUGAAAAAUCUAAUGCAAGUGGCUUUUUUCUUAACAGCAUGGGGUCCAUUGUUGUUAGGUAGUAGUUUCCUUACAUCAAAACAGCAAGAAGGCUUUGCUGUAUUACAGAUUUCUUAUGAUCUGCACACACACACACUUUUCAGCAUAUAUUUGCACAUCCCAUAGAAACUGUUAUAGUAUAAACAAGGGCUUUGGGGGAAAAUAUGCUGUAAACAUUUCCUGUAGGCAGAUCUAAACAUUUCCUGUGUGGCAGUGCUGCAGCUUAUACAUUGUUUUCUUAUUAAGAAAAUAACCUACAGUAGUCAUAAACUUAUUAUAAUUACUUUAUUAAUUGUCCUCACACACAUGCAUAUUUUUAUUGGUUGGGAGGAAUUAUUGUUCUGUAAUUCAGACAGUUGUUUAAUUGAGGAGAACGGCUGUUCUUGAAACAUGGUUCUUCAAAAAUUUUGCUUCCAAACGAAUUGGCCAUAGUAAACAAAUAAAUAUAUAUCUAACAUUUUAAAUAGAUGGUCAUUUUUUUCUUUGCUUAGACUGAUAUUAAAGACAGUAAUAGGGUAAUCAUGUGUACAUCUAUUCAGGAACAAAUCGAAAUGAGUUCAUAAGGCUUUACUUUGAGACAAGUAUGAAUAGUAUUUCAGGCUGAAUUUCCCUUAUUGGACUUGGUAAAAUGUACGCAGGCUACCUAUUGGAUAACUACAGUGAUCGGUCCAGAUAACAGGAGAGUUUCAUUUUUUGAAACAUGUUUAUUUGCUCCUUCAUCUCACCAGUCCUCUAGUCAAUUCUAGAUGAAACCUAAAGGCAUCACAUCUUGUUGGUCUGUGGUUUCAAGUCAUUUCCAACUUAUACCAACCCUAUGGUGGACCUAUCACAGUUUUCUUGGCAAGAUUUAUUCCGAUGAGAUGUGCCUUUCCCUUUCUCUGAAGCUGAAAAAGCGUGUUGCCCAAGGUCACCCUGAUCUCCAGAAUCUGAUUCCAGUCCUCAAACCAUUGCACCAUAUGGGCCCAUCACAGUACCUAAAAGAGACUCAUUUGAAUGCCUUCUAGGAUCUCUUUCAUUCAAUUUUAAGGAUAUAAAAACAUUUGUUUUGGAAUCUGAUUGAUGAAUCCCAACUAAAAUAGAUCAGUCAAAUCAGUUGUCAAGUAAUGAAUCAAUACAAAGGUACAUCAUGCCACUUCCAGAUUUUGGGCAGAUUUUCAGCUGUUUUGAGAGUUUGAGAAGUAGUGGGGAAGAGUGGAAAGCUAGCCUGUUUUCAGUCAGACGAUAGAGUAUCCUGUUGGCCCUUUAUACAUUGUUCACUCAUCACCCUUGACCAAUUGCCAUGCUGGGGUUGAUGAGAGAUGGAGUUAAGCUACGUCUGAAGAACCAGAAGUCCCCACACCAAUCUAUAAUGAAAUAAGUUUGGAUGGCUGUCUUCAUUAUUGCAAAAUGUUGUAUAACUUUAUGAUUUCUUUGAAACGUGUUGUGAGAUUCAAUAGAGCCUAAUUUGAGCAUCUGCUGCCUCUUGCCAUAAUCCACUCCUAGCCUUUCCCUCUUCCUCCUUUAUUUGUUUACCAUCUAGCCUGAUGAAGAACUCUGGAGAAUAUGGAAGGCUGCUCAAAAAUAACAAUGACAUUUUUGUUGGCUCAGUAAAAAUAUUCAUCUGAUCGGAAACUGGAACUUUUCUUAUCACCAACUUGGACUGCCUUUGCUUUUUAUAAUGAUUAAAGAGCCUUUUAUCUGUU
Molecule: messenger RNA, 4362 nt
Organism: Anolis carolinensis (green anole)
Lineage: Eukaryota; Metazoa; Chordata; Lepidosauria; Squamata; Anolidae
Gene: prtfdc1
Product: phosphoribosyl transferase domain containing 1
Exons: 10
Coding region: 155-922 (255 amino acids)
Biological process (GO): purine ribonucleoside salvage
Cellular component (GO): cytosol
Molecular function (GO): hypoxanthine phosphoribosyltransferase activity
Source: RefSeq, a predicted model, not a curated record